GAAAAGAGAAAAUUCAUUUUCAAUUGAUUUUCUUGCUGGAAGAAGAUCUUAAUAAACAUGCAGCCAAAUCAAUACAGAAAUCAACCUUCUUCUUUGUCCAUCACACUUUCCGGACCUAAUGGAUAACCUGUGGCGUGAAAGACAAGCCAGGACUUUGGAGAAUCUAAAGAGGUUGUACAAAGAAGAAUCCUCCAAACUACUGAAAUAUCAUAGUAAUGUAAAAACGGAGUUCUGUUCCCUACAGGAGAUUGUAAAAAGUACUAACAGCAGAGUUAAUUGCCAAUAGGUUGCAGGGGUUCUGGAGCUCCAAAAAUGCUAUCUAAUUUCAAAAGCAGAGCAAGGACGCACAAAACAAGUGUAAACAAGCUUUGCACCUGUAUUAAUGUAAAAGCAAUGAAUUCUACAUUUUCAUGUGGUGUUUUAAUAAUUAUUUUUACCUGUGUAAUUACUGCACAACAACAGUUGUGGCUGCAGUCUGCAGCAACAGACUGCAGCCCACAUCUUCAGCUUACUCCGACAUUUUUAACUAAAUUAUCCACAAGUUUAAUAACAAGCUAGUGUUUCUUGCAAUAUGCUUGUGUCCAGAACCACCUCACAGAUUCUCUGCGACUGAAGGUCUGUGAAACCGCCCCAACUGAUUACCUGUUUACCUGAAAACCGCCAUCGUUUCAGACUCUUAUUUUUCGCCGCUGCUCCUGGAGGAGCCACUGACGUCAGGGGCCUGGCUGAACCUGUUUCCAUGUUCUCUUCCUCCUCUCACACUCCCACAGUUUUCUGCUCUGUUUUGUCUCUCUUUCACGGGUGUGAAUGAGAUUUGGUGAAUAUUCCCCUGCAGUCAACAGAUGGCACACCAACACAGUUUUUCUUUUUUAGGAGGGCUCACAUUGCAGCAUUUUGACCUUGAUAAUAGUCUUGCCACUUGCAAAUUAGUAUAUCCCGUAUCUGAUUUGUUCAUGUGUGCUCUCUGGUUUUAAUUUCCUUUCAGAGUGGAAGAGAGUUCACUUCUCCCUUCAGAGCCACACUUGCCAAGAUUUUUGUCCUCUCGUCAUGUUCAGUACAUACAGUUGAUUGCGGAGAGAGGUGAAUGUCAGUGAUCAAUAGCACUGAGUGCAGCCCUUUCUGUCUCUGCCGUCUCAGAGUGCAGAGUGAGCAUCAGCUGUAGUCAAUACCUUAAUGGUGGUUUCUACUCUCACCGAGCCUGCCAUCUUCGCCUCGGAGACCAGCUGCGACUGUCGAGCGCCUCACGAGAAGCUCAGCAUCACGCAGGCCCGCAGAGGCACCCCAGUGGACCGGCCGGUCAGAGUCUAUGCAGAUGGCAUCUUUGACCUGUUCCACUCGGGCCACGCUCGUGCGCUUAUGCAGGCCAAGAACUUGUUUCCUAACACCUAUCUCAUAGUAGGAGUGUGCAGCGAUGAGCUGACCCACAAGUACAAGGGUUUCACAGUCAUGACGGAACACGAACGCUAUGAAGCCCUGAGGCAUUGCCGCUACGUGGACGAAGUCCUGAGAGACGCACCGUGGACUCUCACACCGGAGUUCCUUGAGAAACACAAGAUCGAUUUUGUGGCUCACGAUGACAUCCCGUACUCCUCAGCAGGAUCUGAGGACGUUUACAAACACAUCAAAGAAGCAGGGAUGUUUGUGCCCACGCAACGGACGGAGGGGAUCUCCACCUCUGACAUAAUUACUAGAAUUGUCAGAGACUAUGAUGUCUACGCCCGACGCAACCUGCAGCGGGGCUACACGGCUAAAGAGCUCAACGUCAGCUACAUCAACGAGAAGAAGUAUCGGCUACAGAACCAGGUAGAUCGCAUGAAGGAAAAGGUUCGAAAUGUCGAAGAAAAGAGCAAACAUUUUGUUUACCGUGUGGAGGAGAAGAGUCACGAUCUCAUCCAGAAAUGGGAAGAAAAAUCUAGAGAAUUCAUUGGCAACUUCUUAGAACUUUUUGGACCUGAUGGGACAUGGAAACAAGUGUUUCAGGAGCGCAGUGGUCGGAUGCUGUCCUACGCUCUGUCACCCAGAGAAUCGCCCUGCAACAGCCCCCCGCGUGAACUGUCCCCGCUGCGCUCCCCGUCCCCUCCGUCGCCCCCUGCCCGCUGGUACAACGCCCGGCCCUCGCCCCCCACCUCCCCCAAAGGCGCAUCGGCCUCGAUAAGCAGCAUGAGUGAAGGCGACGAAGACGAGAAGUAGAUGGAUUCAGAUAGAAACGUUUCACUUCAUGGUACACUGCCUGGGAACACCUCACCAAAAAAACAAACAAAAACAAACAACAAAAAAACAAAUCAACAACAAAAAACACUUUUCUUCAAACAGCGGCUGGACACAGAACCAGGUUUCCUCAAAGACGUUGCAGAUUUGCAAUGCUGACAUUGAUCAGGGGAACUGUGGUCCGGACCUGUGGAGCUAAUAAAAAAAGCCAUCAUUCUCUGGAGAGCCAAGCAGGAAAAAAAAGGGUGAGAUGCGAAGACCAGGAUGUGGAUUUAUUCGAUGUAUUUAAUGUCUCCAUUUUCUACAAGGACAAGAAUCCUGUCUGUGACAGACUGGCGACCUGUCCAGGGUGACCCCCCCUCUCGCCCAGAACGUUAGCUGGAGAUAGGCACCAGCACCCCUCCUGACCCCACUAGGGACCAGGGUGUUAGAAAAUAGAUGGAUGGAUAGACAAGAAUCCUGUGCAAUAUCUGUGAAGAGGACUUGCUUUGGAUUGUCCGGGACUAAUACAGACUUUCAACCAGCCUGCUUAUAAUAUCACUGGAUUGUUUCUUGUCCUGCUUUUUGUCCUUACUUUGUAAGAUGCCAUCCUUCCAUAAGUUUCACUCUAGAAUCCCCCAAACGUAGAGCUUACAAUAGCAGAAAGGUUACAAUGGGCAACACAAAACACGCCACUAAUGCUAGUUUGAACCAUUUUUAUUUGUGAUGGCCCCCCCCCCAAAAGUUCAAGCUUUACUAAUAAGAUCCUUUUGCCUUUUUAAAGCACUUUUCAAGAGAAUUAUUAUUCAAAUCAAAAUUCUGCAUUCACGAAUUUGAUGACACCACUGGUAAAGAUGAAUCAAAAGUCCUAAAAUAAAGUCACCUUAUAUGCAAAAGCUUAAAUUCCUAAUCAAAAAAGCUGAAUAACCCAACCUCUAAUUUGACUGUAUUUCUUCAGUGAAAGCGCAAACAAAAAUAUUGUUGUUUUCAACAGAACAAUGUCUGGCACAGUAUCUCUUUGCACAAUCUUCGUAUCCAGAGUCCUGGGUACUCCGUGACGUUCUUAUGGAACUCCGCUCCAAUGGUUUCCUGUGGGUUUUACAUCCAGGCACUGAAAUGGAAUUUGUGUCUGGGGAACCAUUUCUGUAUUGAUUUGGCUGUUUAUUUUGGAUUGUCCUCCAGUGAGCGUGAUGUUUUUCAAUGUAUUUGGCCUAUCCUGCCAAGAGGCUUUGUUACAGAGAAGAUCAAUGUUACUUUUGUUGUACCUGAUAGCAAGACAAAUGUCCUCAUCCUAGUGGCUAGGAGAAAUAGGCUUGUGUCUCAUGUCAUAUUUAUGCCUAAAGGAAACAAAAACUCACAGAAACUCACAGAAACUUCUUUUUAAAAAAGUGUUGCAUAAAUUAAAAAAAAAUCUGCCUUGGUUGCUAUUAUUUUAAAGAAAUUGUUGGCAAUACCACAAACUGUGCCUCUGGGUGUUUUGUUAAAAACAAUGUCUAAACAGAGUCUUUAAAUAUGACAUCACGCUGCUACAGUAAAUUAUUUUACUUUGAGGCUUUUUAAACAUCUUUACUAGGGGUGCCAACCAGCUUGUCUGCAUCUGUAUAAUUUAUUGCACCGUGCAUUCUUUUAGUCUUUGGAUAUGAUGAUGUCAGUUGUCCAUAGAAAAACUCAGAUGAUACUUGAAUUGUGUAAAAAAAAAAAA
This is a messenger RNA of Xiphophorus hellerii (green swordtail), 3889 nucleotides long. RefSeq names its product choline-phosphate cytidylyltransferase B. Lineage: Eukaryota; Metazoa; Chordata; Actinopteri; Cyprinodontiformes; Poeciliidae. Gene Ontology annotation, biological process: CDP-choline pathway. The transcript has 8 exons. Gene Ontology annotation, molecular function: phosphatidylcholine binding; choline-phosphate cytidylyltransferase activity. The record is from RefSeq and is a predicted model, not a curated record. The coding region runs from base 1174 to 2190 and encodes 338 amino acids.